AACCCCUGAUACAUCACCAUUGAGCAUGGCUUCAAACUUCGAGGUCGACGUUCGUCUGUUAGUUCAGACAGAAGCAAUUUCCUGGCUACUCCGCUUCGUCUCAAGCUGUGACCUGCACCCAAGCGUCGUUGUUGGAGCAAGCUUUUGCGAAGUCCGAAGUUCGAGAUGAGUGGAAUGCUGGGGGUGUUUUCGACAGUUCAGAUGGAAGCCAGACGACUCGCAGCAGAUAUAAUGCUAUCAAACCUCACCAGAUUCCUCUCUCUAUCGUUUCUAUUCAGCAUCAGCAUUCAGUCUUCUCUUCUAUCUACAUUCUCUUCAGCUUGAUUUCGGUUGAUCCGUCACCUUCUUUUAUACUUCACAUUCCUUCCACAACAUUUAUUGCCUCUUUUUCACUCUCUUUCCAAACAACCUCAAUUUCUCUCACAAGAAAACUACCUCAUCAUCAAACAUUACCCAAAAUGUUUACUCAAGCAUUCCUCCUCGCUCUUGCAGCCGCUUCGGUGGUCAACGCCCAUGGCAGGAUGGACGUCCUCACUGGUGAUCUCGGCGGAAACGGCACUGCUUUGGGAGUAAAAGGUGCAGUGAUCCCAGGUGGUGGAGCCAACUACGAGACCGAGCCAGACACCACCAUUUUCUGGUCCAAGGAUAUCGCAACCGAUGAUGAUGAUGGAUUUACCGACAGCUCCAAUGGAAAUCUCUCCCCCAGCAAAGAUUUGGCCGCUGCCAUGGCUCUUUCCGGCAGCACUCUUCCUCAGGUCAGCGACGGCGGGUCUAUCACCGGCAACUGGCACGUCGUUACUGAUGAUGGCUGCGGCCCUCUCCAAGCCCUCAUCGAUUCGACCGCCAGUUCAGCCUGGUCCACGGCCGCAGACGCAACAGUGACUACCGACAUGCCAGGCGAUGCCGGCAACUGCGUCGACUUGGACUCAGGCGAUGACGAGACUGUAGAAGCAGAGAACGAAACGAUCUCCUCCCGUGCACGCCGCGCCCUGGUUAAGAUGGGUCUCAUGAAGCGCGCCAAGAACGUCAAUAAGUCCUUUUCCUUCAAAGUUGCCGUUCCCGCAGGCACCUCCUGCACGGGAACCGUUAACGGUAUCUCCAACCUCUGCCAAGUCAAGGUCUCCAACAACAACGCCAAUGGACCCUUCGGCGGCACCUUCCUCGUGCAGAUGGGAUCCAAUUCUACUUCCAAGCGCCUCACGCGGUCUGCCAAGUUCCUUGCUUAGAUGCAAGAACUUGACGCAACCUUGCGCGCUUGCAUCCUGGAGAUUGAUGAGCGGGGAGAGGAAAUUGCGGGAUGGUGGGGUAUCUCUUGGUUAGAAGCGAGCUGGUUGCUAUUGUAUAGUAUAUUCUUGGUCUG
Molecule: messenger RNA, 1360 nt
Organism: Mollisia scopiformis
Lineage: Eukaryota; Fungi; Ascomycota; Leotiomycetes; Helotiales; Mollisiaceae
Product: cell surface protein
Exons: 3
Coding region: 459-1226 (255 amino acids)
Source: RefSeq, a predicted model, not a curated record